AUGGCGAAGGGUCGCCCGCGAAUCUCGGGGCUGUAUAUCUACCCAAUAAAGUCGUGUGGAGGUAUCACAGUUGCCUCAGCUGCGGUAACUGCGACAGGCCUGCAGUGGGACCGGCAAUGGAUGGUGGUGGGAGCUCCAACCUCUACCUCUUCCGCAUCCGCAUCCGCGUCCUCUCCCCCUCUGCGCUUCAUCACGCAGCGCCAGUGCGCUCGCAUGGCGCUCAUCCGCACCUCCCUUCCGCCUGAGGCUCUGCUUCCGCCGCACACGUGGGCGCACACACUGCCCCCUGACGCGUGCCUCUCCAUAACUGCCCCUGGGCACCCCCCCCUGCACGUCCCCCUCGCCCUCUCCUGGUACCACGACCAAGCGAGGAGGGGGGAGGGCACACGAGCAGAGGGACGAGCAGGCGGAGGAGCAGAAGGAGAAAGAGGAGGAGGGGGGGGAGGCGGGGGAGGAGAGGGGGGCAGUGGGGGGAAUGGGGAGGGUGGGGGGAGGUGGGUGGCGGUGACGGUGUGGGGGUGGACGGGCAGGGCGCUGGAUGCAGGGGAGGAUGCAGCGCACUGGUUCUCCUCAGUCAUUGGCAGACCCGUGCGCCUCGUUCGCUUUGACACUGCGCAUGUGGUGCGGCCUACCAACGCUGCCUUUGCAGAGGGCUUCCAGACGUCCUUCGCUGAUGGCUACCCCAUGCUGCUCCUCUCCCAGCCGUCGCUCUCAUUGCUCAACGCGCGCCUCUCCGACCCCAUUCCCAUGAACCGCUUCCGACCCAACAUAGUGGUGGAGGGGUGCGAGCCAUUUGAUGAGGACACGUGGCGCAGCUUCUCCAUAGCACGCAGCAGCAACACAGCAGCAGGGGAGGAGGCGGAUGAGAGCCUUGGGUCUGGGUCUGGGUCUGGGUGUGAAAGCUCUGGUGCUGCCUCGGCUGGUGUGUUUCGUGGAGUGAAGCCGUGCUCGAGAUGCAAGAUCACUACAAUCGACCAGCUCACAGCUGAAUCCGGCAAGGAGCCCCUUCAGACCCUCCUCAAGUUUCGACGAGGAAAAGACCUGGGCCUUCCAACAAGCUUGCAAGACCGUCGUUUAGUGGGUUCUAAAGGAGUGGCCGAGACGUCCAUGGCGUCGAAAGCGGUGUCGUCAACGCUGUCGCGCGAGUCAGCAGACUCUUUCUGGGACGACGAUGACGACGUGCCAGCGCAUCGCACGGGUGCUUACGACGUCGAAUCCGCGCAUCUCGCGAGAUCCGCCGGACCAGACGGACGGUCCGGAUUAGCCGACAGCCGCGAUGGCGAGCUUGACUCACUCAUGCCCGCAGCGGGCUCCCGCUCCGCACACCUCGGCGCAGCACGCGCGGAAAACGGCCUGCGCGCGGACGACUACCUGCACGGUGCAGGCGCGCGCUUGGGGCCCGGCGGAAGAGAAGCGGAGAAGCGGCUCCGCGAGCACGAGAUGGAGCGCGCGUACCGCGGGUGGCCGUCGUGCUGGCAAAUCUGGGGGGAGAUCCUCGACCAAAUGGAGCUCGGCGCGCCUCUUUCCGCCGCGAAUCUGCUCAGCUUCGCGCGCUUCCUCUUCUCCCUCGCGUUCCUCGGCCGCCGCAGCACCCUGCAGCUCGCAGCCGCCGCCGUUGCAAUCACCUUCACUAAUGUCACGGGCUUCUCACUGCUCAUCGGCCUCGCUUCCGGGAUCGAGCCCUUGUGCGCACAGGCGCACGGCGCGCAGCAGCCGAGAGCCAUGGGGCUGCUGCUGCGCCGCUCGACGCUGCUCCUCACGCUCGCGUCUAUCCCCAUCGCGAUCAUCUGGUCGAAUUCCCAACGGCUGCUCCUCGCAGCGGGACAAGACGCGCCGUUAGUGUCUGAAGCCACGACCUUCAUCCUCUGGCUUCUCCCCGACCUGUUCCUGUCCGCGCUAGUCAACCCGCUGCGGAUUUUCUUGCGCGCGCAGGGUAUAGUUCGCCCUGUGCUGGUUGGGGCUGCGCUGUCGCUCGCAGUGCACGUGCUGGCGACGGCGCUGCUGGUCGCAGGGCCUGUGAGGCUCGGCUGUGCUGGCGCUGCUGCUGCUGCAUCGAUCUCCGAUCUGUUCCUCUGGCUGCUGAUGCUGUUUUAUCUGCAUUGCUUCACUGACGUGCCACGGAGGUGCGGCCUCCUCGUCCCCCUCUCCUUCUCCGCCUCGCCUCUCACCUCAGCAGCCGCGGCAGCAGAAUCAGGAGUCAGUUCCCCCCGGUCCCCCCAUUCCCCCCGGUCCCCCCGCCCUCUUACCUCCCCCACCUCCCCCGCCUCCCCUCUCUCCCCCACGCGCCAUCUCUCCGCGCGCCCCUCCUCCCUAGCGCAAUGGGGCCCGCUUAUCCGCAUGUCUCUCCCCGCCUGCGCCACCAUAUGCCUCGAGUGGUGGUGCUACGAGCUCUGCAUGCUCCUCUCAGGCCUCCUUCCAGACGCCACGACAUCAGUUGCCGCCCUUGCCAUCCUCUUCAACCUAGAUUCGAUUCUCUACUCGCUCACUGCCGGCCUGGCUGCCGCAGCAGGCACCAGAGCAGGGAACCUACUAGGCUCGGCAUUCCCGAUCCUAGCGCGGAACGCGGCACUAGUUGCCCUGGGCUGUUCUUUAAUGCUGGGUAUUACCCAGCUAGCUGUUCUCUGGGCGGCUAGAGAAGCCUUAGGCCACGUGUUCACCUCAGAUGCGGCUGUGCUUGAAGCUGUCACUGCGCUGCUGCCGAUUCUAGGGCUUCUUGAGCGGACCUAG
Messenger RNA from Closterium sp. Naga37s-1, 2727 nucleotides. NCBI's taxonomy places the organism in Eukaryota, Viridiplantae, Streptophyta, Zygnematophyceae, Desmidiales, Closteriaceae. The record is from the annotation of a GenBank genome assembly.